AUGGAGCCCCUGGACGAGUCGGGCUGGGUGCCCGUCAUGGGGGACCACAACACCUCCAGUGUGGGUUUGGGAAUGUCGGAAUGGGGCGGGAAUUUUUCCGCCAACAUAUCGGAUCAGAGCAUGCCGUUUCAGGGCAGCAGCACCAUGGUUACAGCGGUGAUUUCGUUAACAGUGUUCAUCGUCGGCUUGACGGGAAACACGCUGGCCAUCUACGUGGUUCUCCGUUAUGCCAAGAUGAAAACCGUCACCAACAUCUACAUCAUGAACCUGGCCGUCGCUGACGAACUGUACAUCUUAGGUCUGCCGUUUCUCACCACCCAGAAUGUGCUCUCCUACUGGCCGUUUGGGUCUUUCCUGUGCCGUGUUGUCAUGACGGCUGACUCCCUCAACCAGUUCACCAGUAUCUUCUGUCUAACCGUCAUGAGUAUUGACCGGUACCUAGCCGUGGUGCACCCCAUCCGCUCCACUAGGUGGCGUCGGCCGAGGGUUGCCAAGGUUGUGAGCGCAGCGGUCUGGGCCGUGUCGUUCGUGGUAGUCCUGCCCGUCGUGAUCUUCUCCGACGUCCAGGACACGUUUAACUCGUGUAACAUGAGUUGGCCAGAGCCGCAAGGCCUCUGGUCCAUGGCGUUUAUUCUCUACACAGCCAUACUGGGAUUCUUCGGCCCCUUACUGGUCAUCUGCCUGUGUUACCUUCUCAUCGUCGUCAAGGUGAAGUCGUCGGGCGCGCGGGCAGGCUUCACGAAACGACGUCGUUCGGAGCGAAAGGUCACGCGCAUGGUGGUGGUGAUCGUGGUUGUUUUCGUGCUCUGCUGGCUCCCGUUUUUCAUCAUGAACAUCGUCAACUUGGCGGUCAUCCUACCCGAAAACAGCGUGAUGGCCGGUGUCUAUUUCUUUGCCGUCAUCCUGACGUACGUCAACAGCUGCGCCAACCCCGUGCUCUACGGCUUUCUCUCCGACAACUUCAAGCAGAGCUUCCGGAAGGUCCUGUGCGUACGCAAGACUAACGGAGUGGAGGACGGAGAUCCCAGCCAACCGCGAACCGAGAAAACCAUGACCCACGAUUCUUUCCUCGCCCCGAGGAACAACGACUCAAACGGACACGUGUUACAAAGCAGCCAGGUGUGGCCUCACACCCCGCCUCCUGCCUCGGUGACCCCGCCCACACAUACGGCUGACCUCAGCCUGCACCCUGCACCCUCGGUGGCCACUCCCACCUCCGGCCAUGACCUUUGA
Molecule: messenger RNA, 1233 nt
Organism: Chanos chanos (milkfish)
Lineage: Eukaryota; Metazoa; Chordata; Actinopteri; Gonorynchiformes; Chanidae
Gene: sstr5
Product: somatostatin receptor type 5
Exons: 2
Coding region: 1-1233 (410 amino acids)
Biological process (GO): cellular response to glucocorticoid stimulus; neuropeptide signaling pathway; regulation of insulin secretion
Cellular component (GO): plasma membrane; neuron projection
Molecular function (GO): somatostatin receptor activity; neuropeptide binding
Source: RefSeq, a predicted model, not a curated record